This is a messenger RNA of Leopardus geoffroyi (Geoffroy's cat), 1494 nucleotides long. RefSeq names its product RAB3A, member RAS oncogene family (gene RAB3A). The transcript is spliced from 5 exons. Gene Ontology annotation, molecular function: GTP binding; GTPase activity. Gene Ontology annotation, biological process: maintenance of presynaptic active zone structure; axonogenesis; regulation of synaptic vesicle fusion to presynaptic active zone membrane. Lineage: Eukaryota; Metazoa; Chordata; Mammalia; Carnivora; Felidae. The coding region runs from base 172 to 834 and encodes 220 amino acids. The record is from RefSeq and is a predicted model, not a curated record. Gene Ontology annotation, cellular component: axon; synaptic vesicle membrane; plasma membrane.
CCCCGCCUCACUCUUUGCAGGACGUCACCGCGGACUGCAGGGGCCUGAGCCGCUGCUGCCGCCGCCGCUGCCCCUGUCGCGCAGCCCCAUAUCAACUCACGGGGGCCCUGUCACCACAGCUGCCGAAAAGUCGCCAUCGCUAGGGUCACCACCGCAUCGGUGCAGGGCAAGAUGGCGUCCGCCACAGACUCACGCUAUGGGCAGAAGGAGUCCUCGGACCAGAACUUCGACUACAUGUUCAAGAUCCUCAUCAUUGGCAACAGCAGCGUGGGCAAGACGUCUUUCCUAUUCCGCUAUGCAGACGAUUCCUUCACGCCUGCUUUUGUCAGCACUGUGGGCAUAGACUUCAAGGUCAAGACCAUCUACCGCAACGACAAGAGGAUCAAGCUGCAGAUCUGGGACACAGCAGGGCAAGAGCGAUACCGGACCAUCACCACGGCCUACUACCGGGGUGCCAUGGGCUUUAUCCUCAUGUACGACAUUACCAACGAGGAGUCCUUCAACGCCGUGCAGGACUGGUCGACCCAGAUCAAGACCUACUCAUGGGACAAUGCCCAGGUGCUGCUGGUGGGGAACAAGUGUGACAUGGAAGAUGAACGGGUGGUGUCGUCGGAACGUGGCCGGCAGUUGGCUGACCACCUUGGCUUUGAGUUCUUUGAGGCAAGCGCCAAGGACAACAUUAAUGUCAAGCAGACCUUUGAGCGCCUGGUGGACGUCAUCUGUGAGAAGAUGUCCGAGUCAUUGGACACGGCCGACCCUGCAGUCACGGGUGCCAAGCAGGGCCCACAGCUCACGGACCAGCAGGCGCCUCCGCACCAGGACUGCGCCUGCUGAGAGCUGCCCUGCCCCCACCCCCGCCCUCCCCACCCCCCGGGCCUGAUCCAGCCCCCACUGGCCGAGGGCGCGAGACCUCUGCCCCCACUUGGCCCCUCACCCUUAUUUAUUAUUGUAGUUAUUUAUUUAUUUAUUGGAGAUGUCCCCCAGGGGCACGGGCUCCCUGCCCAUCCCACGUCCCACCCUGUACAUACAGCCCUGUCCCCACUCUGCCGUGGCGUGUCGUGGCCCUGUGAACUCACCGCUUCCCCUCCUCUCAAGACCCCACCUUUUUUAAAAUUCACCCCCCAUCGAGAGUUACUGGUUUUGAAGAGGGGGCCCGAUGACACCCCAGGGCAGGCUCAUUGGGUGAUGGGAGGUAGUCUGGUUGGCCAGCCUCUUGGCUGUGACUCGCCGGGCCAAGGCCACUGCGGGGGGGGGGGGGGGUCUCAGCAUGGACCAUGGGGUGGAUCAGAGCCAGGCAGUGACCCACCUGGCUCCUCACCCCCAAAGUUUUACCCUUUUUUAGAGGUGAGGGCUGCUGUGGGUACUCGCCACCCUGGGACCCCCCCGAAACACCAGACCUGCUCGGACGUCAUGAGUGUCAAACGUGCCCCUCAGAUCCCCAGGAGAUGUCAUGACCACACUACACACACCCAAUAAAGUGAAUGGAUGACGCCA